UCUUACAGGCCGCUAGCCCCGACCUUGCCCGAGUCUGCGCAACCUCUGAGCCGUACCGCAGGGCCAAGCGCGGCCAACCGGGCUGCCCGCGUCGCUGCGGCCCACCGGGCAGCCGUCUGCCACUGUGCGGCGGGCCAAUUUUCCAAUGGGCAGCAGCAUGGGGAGCUGCUGAGGCCAUGAGUAGAGUCGACGGCGUGGGGGCGACGCGAUGAUUCGUGCAACUCUCCUCCACAUGCUGCUACCCAUGGCGGUGAGCGCCGUCGCACCGCAGCAGCCGGCCGAACAGCCGCAGGUCGCCCGGGGCCGCUGCCCGCGCCGGGGGCCGAAGCCUUGCGUUUUCUGGAUGCACAUCCAAAAAACGGGCACGGCAUUUGGCACCACGCUGGCGGCCGCGGCCUGCCCCGAGCAGCCCAAGCGAAGAAACGUAAGGAAAUGGUCAGACGCAUGCAGCUACGCGCUCGGAGCCGGCUCGCACACGCACAGCCCGUAUAUCAGGGCGAGGCACGGCGUCGGCACCGCGGUCACUUUAAUAAGAUCGCCGCGGGCGCGGCUCGCGAGCGCGUGGUUCUUCGGGUUGCGGGAGGUGGGCCAUCCCAUGCUGCCCCUCGGCCACCCGGAAAAGAACCGGUCGGGCUGGGCCGCGCGGCGGCGCCUGAGGCGGGCGAUGCCGACGAUUCAGGCCUACGCGCGCUACCCGGGCAUCGCGCACUGCCAGACAAAAAUGGUUCUUGGGAUACACUGCGGGGAGGCGGUGGACGUGACGCCGGAUAUGAGUAGGGAGGCGAUCCGCCGUUUAGAGGAGGACUUUCGCUUCGUCGGCGUCCAGGACCACUGGAGCGCGAGCGUGCAGCUCGCGUUGGCGGAGUUCAACGCGACGAGCUCUGCCGAGCUGGUCAAGAGCGCGCAGGCGCGGCACCAGUACACGAAACGCGAGCGCGCCGCGGCGAUGGCGAACCUGACGGCCUACGAGGACGUCUACGACGAGGCGCUCUACGACGCGGCGGCGGCGCUGCUGCGCGAGCGGUGCGCGGCGCGGGGGAUUCUUGUGGAGGCGAACGCGCACGAGGGCUUCGUGUCCAAGCCGAUCCUGCCCAAGGGAUAGACGUGUAAUUUUUACGGUGCUG
Molecule: messenger RNA, 1124 nt
Organism: Pelagomonas calceolata
Lineage: Eukaryota; Pelagophyceae; Pelagomonadales; Pelagomonadaceae
Source: the annotation of a GenBank genome assembly